Miscanthus lutarioriparius is the source of this 3186-nucleotide messenger RNA. NCBI's taxonomy places the organism in Eukaryota, Viridiplantae, Streptophyta, Magnoliopsida, Poales, Poaceae. The record is from the annotation of a GenBank genome assembly.
AUGCAGAGGGAGGUGGGGCCGCAGGUGGCCCCUCCGCUCUUCCUCCACCAGAUCCAGCCGAUGCCUCCCCACGCCGCCGCCGCGAAGAAGCGCGGCCACCCGUGGCCCGCCGGCGGCGCCGCCGUGGCGCCCGCGGAGGCCGCCGCCGGGAACUGGAACCCCAGGCUGUGGGACUGGGACAGCCGCGCGCUCACCGCCAGGCCGUCCUCCGAUGCGCUCCGCCUCGCCGGUGGCCAGCCCCAGCCGGCAGCCAAGGCGGCUGAGGCGCACCGUCCGGGGGCCGGGGGUAGCGGCGCGCUGAACCUCCAGCUCGGGCUGCGGGAGGACGCCGCGACCCCGAUGGACGCCAGCCCGACGGCUCCCGCGGCGGCGUCGUCGCCGUCCCCGCCUCCUGCUUCGGCCGCGGCGGGGCAGGAGCCGGUUGUUAGGCCGAGCAAGCGCGUGCGGUCCGGAUCGCCGGGGAGCGCGGGGGGAGGAUCGGCGGGCGGUGGGGCUGCCAACGGUGGCGCGAGUUACCCGAUGUGCCAGGUGGAUGACUGCCGAGCGGAUCUGACCAGCGCCAAGGAUUACCACCGGAGGCACAAGGUCUGCGAAACCCACAGCAAGACCACCAAGGCGGUCGUCGCCAACCAGGCGCAGCGCUUCUGCCAGCAGUGUAGUAGAUUUCACCCGCUCGCGGAGUUUGAUGAGGGUUCUAACGUUGGUAAAGUGCCUAGCAUCCCUCCCAUACCAGAUAAACAGAAUCUGGUUGAAAUUAUAAGCAAAAUAAAUUCAUUGAACAACACGACCCCUGCGGCAAAGUCUCCUCCAUCAGAAGUUGUUGAUUUGAAUGCUUCACAAGAGCAACAAGAGCAACGGCAGGAUUCUGUGGAGAAGACGACCAACGUAAUCGACAAGCAAACUGUGCCAUCAACCAUGGACUUGCUAGGAGUUUUUUCAAUUGGCCUUGCAACUUCAACACCUGAGACAAAUACAUCUCAGUCCCAAGGGAGCAGUGACAGCAGUGGUAAUAACAAGAGCAAGAGCCAUUCAACAGAGCCAGCAACUGUUGUGAAUUCACAUGAUAAACCAACCCGUGAUUUUCCUGCUGCUGGUUUCAUGAGAAGCAACAGCACACACGAAAGCCGACCUCAUAUAUACAAGCAGACAGAACAAGAGACUAGACCAUACUUGUCACUGCAGCUGUUUGGCAGCACUGAGGAGGAUAUUCGACCUAAGAUGGACUCAGUGAAUAAGUACUUAUCUUCUGAGAGUAGUAAUCCUCUGGAUGGGAGAUCUCCUUCAUCCUCUCCGCCUAUAACCCGCAAGUUUUUCCCCAUACAUUCGGUUGAUGAAGAGGUUCGGCACCCUCAUAUUACAGACUAUGGGGAAGAUGCUACAAUGGGUGAAGUUAGCACAAGUCAGGCAUGGUGUGCACCACCACUUGAUCUCUUCAAGGAUUCAGAGCGUCCCAUCGAGAAUGGAUCGCCACCAAAUCCUGGUUACCAGUCCUGCUAUGCCUCAACAUCUUGUUCAGACCAUUCACCUUCAACCUCGAACUCAGAUGGACAGGACCGGACCGGUAGGAUUAUUUUCAAGCUGUUUGGCAAGGAACCUAGUACAGUACCUGGGAACCUUCGUGACGAUAUAGUAAAUUGGCUCAAACACAGCCCUACUGAAAUGGAGGGAUACAUUCGCCCUGGUUGCCUUGUACUCUCCAUGUACCUAUCAAUGCCGGCUAUUGCAUGGGAUGAGCUUGAAGAAAAUCUCCUCCAGAGAGUAAACUCAUUAGUUCAAAGUUCUGAUUUGGAUUUCUGGAGAAAAGGAAGGUUUUUAGUUCGAACCGACUCCCAGUUGGUAUCGUAUAAAGCGGGAAUGACCCGUUUAUCGAAAUCGUGGAGAACAUGGAAUACCCCUGAAUUGACCUUUGUGUCACCAAUUGCUGUUGUUGGUGGGCGAAAGACCUCCCUCAUUCUUAAAGGCCGCAAUCUAUCUAUUCCUGGCACACAGAUCCAUUGUACGAGUAUAGGGAAGUACAUAUCCAAGGAAGUUCUGUGCUCAGCAUAUCCAGGCACCAUAUAUGAUGAUUCAGGUGUCGAGACCUUUGACUUGCCUGGACAACCAGAUCUUAUUCUUGGACGCUGCUUUAUUGAGGUGGAGAACAGGUUCAGGGGUAACAGCUUCCCUGUCAUUGUUGCAAGUUCAAGUGUUUGCCUGGAGUUGAGAAAUCUAGAAGUUGAGCUCGAGGAUUCACAGGUUCUUGAUGUUUCUUCGGAUGGUCAGAUUCAUGACUCUCGGCAGUCAAAGACAAGGAAUCAAGUUCUGCACUUCCUAAAUGAACUUGGUUGGCUCUUUCAGAGGGCUUCUGCAUGUACAUUAUCCUCCAGAUCUGAUGUGUCUGAUUUGGAUUUGAUUCAGUUUUCAACUGCACGGUUCAAAUAUCUUUUACUGUUCUCUAAUGAGCGUGACUGGUGCUCUCUAACUAAAACACUUCUGGAAAUUCUUGCCAAGAGAAGCUUGGUUAACGAGGAACUAUCAAAGGAAACUAUGGAGAUGCUGGCUGAGAUUCAUCUUCUGAACAGAGCAGUAAAAAGAAAGAGUAUGAGUAUGGUGCAUUUGCUUGUACAGUUUGUUGUAAUUUGCCCUGAUAAUUCCAAGGUUUACCCCUUCCUUCCAAACUUGCCUGGCCCUGGUGGUUUAACUCCGUUGCAUCUUGCUGCAUCCAUUGAAAAUGCAGAGGAUAUAGUCGAUGCCUUGACAGACGAUCCUCAACAGAUCGGUUUGACCUGUUGGCAAUCAGUACUAGACGAUGAUGGCCAAUCUCCUGAAACAUAUGCCAAGUUAAGGAAUCAUAAUUCUUAUAAUGAGCUUGUAGCACAAAAGCUGGUGGACAUGAAGAACAACCAGGUUUCUAUAACGGUUAAUGGCGAUGACAUUCAUAUGGAACAAUUAGGGAAUGUUGAUGACCAUAAAAAAUCUGGGGUCCAGGCGUUGCAAAUAAGAUCUUGCUCCCAGUGUGCCAUUUUGGAGUCUGGUGUGCUAAGGCAGCCUGUGCGGUCAAGGGGAUUGCUUGCUCGACCUUAUAUUCAUUCAAUGCUUGCUAUAGCAGCAGUCUGCGUCUGUGUCUGUGUAUUCAUGCGAGCUUUGCUGCGGAUUAAUUCUGGUAAAUCCUUCAAGUGGGAGAGGCUGGACUAUGGUACAAUAUAA